AUGGCUUCCCUUCAACGCCGCGUUGCAAUUGCAUUCUUGGACACGUUCAAGGAUCUGGAUAUUGAGUCCAAUCUUGCUCUGAGGACGCCUGAUUGCGUCCAUACUAUGGCUCCUGCAACAUUAGGCAUGAAGAGUAUGUCAAACGCCGAGUUCGCAUCGCACCUUUCGUCUUUGAAGGAGAAGAUUUCAGCAAUACCUGUCACCCCCAAGGAGAUAUUUGAAGGAGGUAACCUUAUCACCGUCUGGGCAACCAGCACAACGACGUUUCGCGACGAAGUGAAAGAUGAGGACUUGACAGUGGACUGGAGCUAUGAGGGGGAAUACAUCUUCGUCUUCACCUUCAACCAAAGUGGGGACAAAAUUCAACAUAUCCUCGAGUUUCUCGACAGUAAGAAGGUGGAUAAGGCACGAACAUUGCUCCAGCGAGCCGGGCGUAACUUGGAACCGAGGAAAGGGAACAGGUAG
Messenger RNA from Fonsecaea multimorphosa CBS 102226, 465 nucleotides. RefSeq lists its product as uncharacterized. The transcript has a single exon. The record is from RefSeq and is a predicted model, not a curated record. Bases 1 to 465 code for a protein of 154 amino acids. Lineage: Eukaryota; Fungi; Ascomycota; Eurotiomycetes; Chaetothyriales; Herpotrichiellaceae.